AUGAUCCUGCACUGGCUGGGCAUCGUUCUUGGAUGCCUAGCAGCUGCCGCACCGGCCGAGCAACUACAGUCACAGACAGAGAACAGUAAGAAGACGAGUCGGGGCCAGGCGGAGUGCGGCAAAUUUCAGGGAUGGGUAGGUGCAGAAAAUCACAAGACGAAAUGCCACAUCGCUAAAAAUCCGUGCGACUGCAUCAGAGCAAACGAACUUUGCGGCUGGUGCGCCGAUGAGUCUUUUCAAUACGGUCGCUGCGACCUACCAGCUAAUCUCGAAACCCUCAAGUGCCAAGAUGUUCAGACAGUGGAAUCGAAGGUCUACACUGGAAAUGCCGAUUUCAACCCCGAGAAAGACCGCAUCUUCCCUAAGGACGCCAACGCCAUCAUCCGAGUUGGCGACAGUGUAGACUUGCUCUUCAAUGUCACCGAACCGCGAAUUUAUCCAGCCGAACUUUACUAUCUUAUGGAUGUUUCUUAUUCGAUGCGUGAUGAUAUGGAACGCAUGAAGAAAAUGGGAGGCGAAAUUGCGAAGAAGCUGAGAGAGCUCACAAAUCAAGAAGCAAUGGUGAGAAUCGGCUUCGGUACUUUUGUGGAUAAAGUCAUCUCACCUCAAACGGAAAUGACACCUUUUUAUUUGGAAAAACCGUACAGGGACAACUUCGAAGUCGAUUCCCCGUUUUUGUACAAGAAUGUGAACCCACUCACCGACGACAUCACCAAAUAUACGGAGAAUAUGCAGAACGAGCAUGUUUCUGGAAAUCUCGAUGGACCAGAGGGCGCUCUUGAAGCAAUGUAUCAAGCUGUUCUUUGCCGAGAUGAAGUUGGCUGGCAGCACAACACACUCAAGCUCCUCGUUCUGGCGACCGAGAGUUGGUUCCAUUCAGGCGGAAGUGGCAUGGGCAAGCUUUCAGGUCUGAUCGACCCGGCUGAUGAUCAAUGUCAUCUUGAAAAUAACGAAUACAUCCGUGGUGACCAGCGCGAUUAUCCGACCAUCAAGCAAGUCGUCGAUGUUCUCGAAGAAAACUCAAUCAUUCCGAUCUUUGCCGUUCGAAAAGGCCAGCUUCAUCAUUACCAAAACGCCACUGAGCAGCUUUUUAAAGUUGGCUCCGCUGAGAUUUUGGAGGAAAAGUCAAAGAAUAUCCUUGACCUUAUUGAAAAGGCUUACAACAUUAUUACACAAAAACAACACUUGGUGCUCAACACAAAAGAGUUUCUUGACGCGAAGGAUGUUUGUCUUGGAACUGAAGCUGUUUUCACUGACGCACAGGGUGUUGUUAAGGAGUUCACCGACGGCGAGGAUGUCACAGGGUUGAGCAAGAAUAGCAACGUUCAGUAUACGAUUCGUCAAUCGGUUCACCCUGAUACUUACUGCUCCGAUACCUGCAGAACUACAAGCAAGUGGGGAGAGUUGAAAGUUCGAACUCAGCGAUAUGACGAUUUUCUUCUCAUCAACACAACUAUCCGAUGCAAUUUCGACUGCAUGGAGCAAAUCGAAGCCAACUCGAUCAAAUGCUCCGGAAACGGCGACUUUGCCUGCGGCGUGUGUCUCUGCCACGAUCUUUUCUUUGGGAGCGUGUGCGAAUUCGAACGGCCGCCCUGUCCUACCCCAGGACAAAACUGUACUGAUUGUAUAAAUCCAGAAAUGCCAACAGAAAUUUGCUCCGGCCAAGGACAGUGCCCGAAGAAUUUCUGCGAGUGCAAUCAAAUCGAGUCGGGAAUCAUCUCUGGCAAGUGGUGUCAGUGCUCAAAUACUGACUGCUACAACGACGGAGCUGAUGGAACCAAGCCCGGUAUUUGCUCCGAUCAUGGCCAAUGCGUGUGCGAUAAAUACGACGGCAGAGGGAUUUCUAAAUGUAUGUGUGAUAAGGGCUGGACGGGAGAUUUCUGCGAGUGUCCGGCUUCUCAGGAAACUUGCAGGGCUGAUAGCUUCGCAGAAAUUUGCUCCGGUCGAGGAGAAUGCAAGUGUGGAAAGUGCAUUUGCGAAUCGGACGACUGGACUGGUCCUUUUUGUGAUACAAGAAAUUGCGGAGGAAAACCGUGCGCCAACUGUAAGACUUUCUCUGCUUGUAUCGAGUGUAAGUACCACUCUGACGAUAAAGAAGACUGCGACGAUGUCUGCCCGAAGUCUGAUAACUCAGAGAUUACGUAUACACUCGUUGGUAAAUCAGAGCUUGUCCCAGCUGGAGAUGAUAAAACGGCAAAAUACUCCUCUGAAGCUGGCCAGCUCUGCUCUGCAAUGACUCAAGCUAGAGAAGGAGAGCCACCAUGCAAGUUUUACUACAAAUAUUACGAGAAAGAUAAUGGCGAUAUCCAAGUUUGGGCAGAAGACGAUCCUCAUUGCGGAAUCGAAUACUCUCUUAUCAUUAUUCUAUGGGCGGUUUUGGCUGCUCUCUUGAUCGGGCUACUGUUCUUGUGCUGCUGGAGAAUUUGCGUUUUCUGCGUUGACCGCGAAAAGAGAUUCCCAACGAUCGCCUACCUCGUCGAGUUCAUCAAAGCCAAAUAUUUCAUGAAACGCUCGCAAACAGUAGCUGUAAUUCCAGUGAGAAGAUCUGUAUUUGAUGGCAAUCUGUCUAUCAAAUGGCGCACCUUCCCUGUCUCCGUGGCGGAUGAUGAUUUCCGACUGAUUCGGGAAGGAGAAAGUGGUACUCUGGCAAGCUCGCUCGCUAGAGGCGAUGGAAACUCCGUAGAGAUGGAACGACUCUUGAGCAAGACAAACUGGGGCCAGGGCCAAAUCGAGUGGAAAGAUGGAGAAGAAUUCGCAGACAUCCAUAUUGACAUCAAAGGCCCUCAAUUUGAAGGCCGAGAGGCAGCUUUUAUCGUGGAGCUAAUUGAUCGACCAGAGGAAGUUCACUUUGGACAGAAGCGCACGAAAGUAAUUAUUAUCAAAGACGACGAGCCUGGCUCCGUCGGUUUCGCCAAGCCCUCGUACGUCUUCAAAGAGGCGGACCACUCUGCGCUCAUCCCAAUUCACCGUGCCAAUGGUAUCGACGGGCGAGUUGUUGUUUCGUACAAGUCUCGAGAUAUGACCGCCAUUGGUGGCCAGCACUACAGACAAACAUCAGGUGAAAUCAUUUUCGAAGACGGCGAAACCUCAAAAGUCAUCGAGAUCGAGUUCUUCCAAGACUCUAUCUUUGAUGGCCGUGAAAAAGCAUUCAACCUCGAACUCUUUGAUCCUCUCGGCGGUGCUACUCUCGAUUGCGACAGAUGCAUGGUCACUCUUCUAUAUGACGAGACUGUAUCUGUUGUUCAAUUCCUCAGACAGUCCUAUCCAUUCUUAGAAAAUUGCCAGAAAGCAGCUGUUCCAGUUAUCCGAACAAGAUCAACAAAAGGCAGAUCUUCAGUUCGAUACAGAACUCGAGAUAUUACCGCUAGGGCUGGGGUUGACUAUAAAUCAGUUGAGGGCGAGUUAGAAUUUGCGAAUGGAGAAACUGAGAAACUCAUUGAAGUUUCCAUUAUUGAAAACGAUCGAUACAUUGAAGAAGGAAGAACUUUUGGUCUCGAGCUUUACGAGCCAUCUGAUGGAACAAAGAUGGAACUCAACAACUGUGAAAUUAAGAUCAUCGAAGACGACGACCCGGGACGUUUUGAGCUUGCGCGAAGCAAUUAUGUCUUUAAAGCUGGCAAAGAGGCAGCCAUUAUUCCUGUGAUGAGAUCGAUGGGUGCCGACGGGACCGUCAAACUCCCAUGGGUCAUUAGAACACAAGAUGGCUCUUCAGUUCCCGACGAGAUCACAACUUCGGGCACCUUAGUAUUUGAAAACAUGGAAAUCGAUGGCGCGAUCGAUCUGAAUGUGAAUGUCGACCGAGAAGAAGAUACAAAUCUUAUUAUCGAAUUGAUGCAGCCAACGAAUAAUGCUCGUCUUGGUCAUCAACGAUCGACAAACGUCAAAAUCUACGGAAAAGGACAUUUUGAUGAAGUUGAGCUAAACGUUGUCAACCCAACAAUUCUUCGCGGCGCUGGAAUGUCUCCAUUAAUUGUAAACUUGGAGCGAAAAAUCCGCCUGGAUCCUCCUCAAGCAUCAGUCGUUCUGUUUGAAACUAUCGACGGAACUGCUAAAGCAGAAGAUCAUCACUAUUCUGCUGUUAAGAAGGCAGUCAUCUUUGAUGCUAACGAGACUCUCCAGCAAGUCAAGAUUUUCGUCGACGACGAGAUCGACGACGAAACUAAUGAUGACCUUAUCUUCACCUGCAAAAUCAUUCCAAUUUCUGAUUCCGUCAUUGUAACUCGCGACUCUCAAGAAAUCUUGAUAACGAAUCCAAUCGAAGCUGUCCGACAGCAAAAUGUCAGAGGCGCCAUGCGCAAUAGUGCGAAGAUUUCUUUCACUCAAGAAAAGCAUCUUUGCAGACUUUCGGAAGAAACUUAUACUUUGACUGUCAAGCGAAUCGGCAAAGAAGACCGCCAGGCCUCUUGUGUUAUUCAUCUAGAGCUAAUUGAAGGCUCGAUUCUUCCUGAGAGUGAGUUGAUCCCUGUUGAGGUUCGCUUUGAACCUAACGAGUCUCAAAAAGAACUAACUCUACCUCUGCCAUUAAUGGACUGCGAACAAAUUCUCCUAAAACAUUCUCUUUCCGAUUAUGGUCCAAACACAACUGGUGGCAAUCUAACGGAAACUGUUGUCAAUGUCAUCAAUGACAGACACGUUGGCACUGUUGGCUUCGGCGUUCCAGAAGUGACCUUCCCAGUCGCCGACAUUCAGCAAAACAUUCAUAUCCUUCGACACGGAGGCACCGACGGACCACUGGAGAUAGAACUUAGCUCUGUCGGAGACUCGGCAGUGAAUCAGGUUCACUACGAGUUCGAAGAUGGAACAAAGGUUUUCUUCGAAGACGGACAGUUCCAAGCUUCUGUGCCAAUCACAUUCAUUCCUGGCAAUCAUGGAAAGAUGGUUUCGCGAAAGAUGCAAUUGAAGAUUGAUUCCGUUUCUGGAAUGGGUAAAAUUGGUCAGGAAACAUGUUCGAUUCAACUCUUGACUGAUCAAGCUCCUUGCUCGAUUUCUUUCGCUCGCCCUGAAUUUUCUUUCAUGGCAAAAUCUGGUGAUCAGGGUCUUCCGCUCCUUCGAAUCGGCUCGCUGGAGAAGCCUGCUGAGAUCAAGUGGUCAUUUGUAGACCACACUGACAUGCUUGAAGAAAAGGCUUCCCAACUUCUGUCACUUUCCGUAAAAAUCGAACCGAUUAGCGGACAAGCAGCAGUUUCGCUGGGAAAAUACCCUGACGCCAUCAUCAAAGUCAUCAGUGGUCAUGAACCUGGAUCCUUCGAGUUCAGAAAGACACGAGCAGUUUGUCGCCAAAAUGAUGGCCAAAUUGAUCUCUCUGUCGCUCGUCAAGGAGGUGCUGAUGGAGAGGUCAAGGUUGACUGGUCUGCUUCAUCUGAUCUCGAGAAAUACGAUGGCCUCUCUGGUGAAAUCGUUUUCGCCGAAGGAGUUCACGAGCAGAUCAUAAAAAUUGAUAUCGACAAGGAAAUGAAGUCCGAUACAGAGUCAUUCUGUGUUCAGCUUUUCAAAUGUUCUGAUGGCCUUAUUGGCGCUAGAAAUAUGGCAAAUAUUUCUGUCCUCAAAGAGAGCGAAGACGUUGAGUUUGAAUUUGAAACCGACUUCAUCACGACUGACAUCGGCGCAAUUGAUGUUGCCGUCGGUGUUAUUGUAAAAGGCGAGCUCGAAGAUCUCGUGUCCUUGAGGUACGCUACUCAGCCAGAUACUGCUCAACCAGGCGAACAUUAUCUUACUCAAUCUGAACAGCUCGUUUUCAAACCGAAUGAGUCCCGUAAAGUCAUCAACCUCAAUCUGCUCGAUGCACCCCUUGAAGAACCUGUAUCCCUCACACUAUCACUUCUGGUCGCGACUGGACCAGGACGAAUUGGAUUGAAGGACUCUUGUGUUAUAACAAUUCCUCCAGCUGGGCAUCCCGGACAAGUCAGUUUUACUCAAGACUUCUUGGAAGUCUCUCAGUCUGACAAAAUUGUCCAAUUGCCCCUAACUCGAUCGCGAGGAAAUCGCGGUGCUUUACCGGUUGGCUGGUCUGUCUCAUCUGAUAAUUGGUAUGACAGAAAUAAUGGCCAAAUCAUGUUUGAUGAUGGCCAAUCGGAAACUCACAUCGACUUCCCACUGAACUGUCAGCCAUCAGAUGUUCCUAUCGAAGAAUUCACAAUCAAGCUGCACAAACCUGUUGGAAAAGCUGAACUUGGUCCAGUCCCUAGCCUGACCGUUAGAGUCCACAAUGACCUCGAAGGUGGUCGAGUGGGUUUCGACGACGAAUCCAGUGAAAUUCUUGUUCACGAUACUGACGUUAUGACAACAGUUCUCGCACUUUCUGAUGGCAGAAAUCGGGUGGAGUUUGACCUUGAGUACCAGCUUCUCCCAGUUUCUGUAGAUCAGAAUGUCGCAGCUGAGCUCGCUGAAGCAUUUGUUAGCACGAUUCAAGUACCGGCUGGUCUUCAACGCAUUCCUAUUGAAAUCCCUAUCUCCUACAUCCCAUCUGGUCAGUCUCAGUGUCUUCUCGUCAAACUGCUCAAGUCGAAUAAUGGCGUCAGAAUUGGUGACAACGACCAACACAGGUUGACAAUUCUCUCACCUAAACGAACGAUUGGAUAUAUGGAGACGAAGGUCAACGCUAAUCAAUCUACUCGCGAACUGAUUCUCAUUGUCAAGCGAAAAAUUUCGAACAAGGAAAAUCUCACUGUUCCUUGGAUUGCGUACACCUCUCCCGAGCCACUCAGUGGGGUUCUCAACUUUGCUGAUGGACAGGAAUUUGACGAGGUGCGAAUUCCAUUUAAGCAAAUGUAUAUUUCUGGCACGCCACUUGUGGAAGAGUUCGAUGUUGAGCUCAAACCUGGAGUCGUUUAUGAUUUGGAAGAUCGACGAGGAAAGUGUCACGUUACACUCAACAAUGAUCUCGGUCCUGGUGUCAUUGAAUUUAGUGAUGAGUCUGUAAAACAGCUCCAGUCAAAUGGAAAUAUUACUGUACGACUUCUGCGUCAUGAAAGAUGCUUGGAAGAAGCGACAGUCAAAUGGCGAGUCGAUGCUCCCGAAGGAUCAUAUUUCCGAGGUCUUGUUGGAACUGCCCAAUUCAGAAGUGGCGAUGAAGGUCUUGAUCUUGCUAUCAAUGUUCCAGAAAUGCCACAGGACAACUCAGAGGAAAAGUUCACAAUCACUCUCGACCAACCUAUCAAUGCUUCUCUCGGCGACAAAACUCAGUGUUCCGUGUCUCUUCUCAAUGAUAAAACUGCUGGAGAAAUUGCCUUCUACGAUCCUCUUCCUAAAAUUGAACAACAAUCAAAUGGACGGUUGAGCGUUUGCGUUGUCCGAACACAAGUCAGUGAUGGAGAUGUUACCCAGCCUUGGAGACUUCAACCCUUCUCCAGCACACAUACUGCCUACAAGGGAAUAAGUGGAGAGCUUGAUUUUGCUUCUGGAGAGACAAAGCUGUGGAUCCACCUUGAUCUACCGACCGAGCCACAAGAGUUCCCAGACGAGUCUUUCUUCAUUGUCCUCGAUAGACCAAAGGGAGGAGCUCGACUGAAGAAUGGCGAGCAGCGCUUAGAAGUCAAGAUCGAAAACGACAUCAGAUGGCCAAAAGUCGGAUUUGCUGAGAAGUCUCUUACAUUCAAGCAAUCAGAUGGUGUUCAUAAAAUUACCUUGUUCCGAUCGUCGGAGAUGACCGCCCCAGUUGUCGUGAACUGGAAAGUUGACCCAAAGUCGAAUGGACAAGAUUACAAGGAUUUCCAUGGACAACUCGUCUUCAAUCCUGGCGAGUCCACAGCGUCAAUUAUCCUCACAUCGCCACUCGUCACAAAAGGCGCUAACGAGGCCGAGUUCGACAUCAUUCUUGACCCCGUCACUCAACCAGUGUUGGGCGAGCUUCUCAAUUGCCACAUAAGAAUCGAGAACAACAUCAAACCGGCAAAGAUCGGUUUCUCCGUUCAAACAGAUGAACCAAAACAGUCUGACAAGCAGUUGAAGCUGAAACUUGAGCGUAGCGGAUUCCAAUUCGGAGACGCAACUGUUCGGUGGCAGUGUGAGACGCAUCUUGGCGAUGAAAGUUUCAUGAAAGAAUACCAAGCCAACUUCAAAGACGGCGACUUCGACCAAGACAUUGUCAUCGAUCUUCCCACGCAUCCGAUGAAAGAAAAAGACGCGAAAUAUAUUUUUGAGCUUCUUGGCCUUGACGGCGAUGCCGAAUUCGGAGAUCCAAAUAGACUAGAAAUUCUUGUCAAGAAUGACAUUCAGUGGCCAAUUGUCGAGUUUUCUAAUGCAAAGCUGACAGCGCGACAGACCGAUGGAACUAUUAAAAUCCCAGUCAAGCGAGAUGGAACCGCAAAUGCAAUCAAAGUUAGCUGGCGAGAAAAUGGCGAGCGACUUUUUGCCGGAGACUGGCGCAAAGAUGCUGGAACUCUGGAAUUCGAAAUCGGCGAAGAUCAAAAAUUCAUUGAGCUAGCUGUUUGCCAGAAACCCUCUGCAGCGAAAUCGCUUGAACUUGAAUUGCAACUUCUUGGAGCUGAUGAAGAUCAAGAUUUCCUUCUCGGUGACAAUAUCAAAUGCACAGUCAAUCUUGUGCAAGACGUGCUUUUCCCAAAAGCAAGCUUUGAUCUCCCAGAACUUAACUUGAAGCAGAGUGCUGAACGCGUUCGUAUUCCUGUAGCUAGAACAACGAACAUGCGGGAGGAGGUUUCUGUUGACUGGUAUGUUAAAUCUGACCAUCCAGCAUUUUCUGCGCUCAAAGGAAAGGUCAACUUCGGCGAUGGACAAUCACUUGGAUAUAUUGAGUUUGAUUUGCCAAAAAUUCCGAUCGGUGAAAGCUUUUCUACCUUCCAAGUCUGUCUUGACCGAGAGAAUGACGUUUGUAAGAUAGGCUCGCAGCCAGAUUUGACGAUGACAGUGGAGAAUGACAUCAAACCAUCCGCGGUAGAAGUGAUCGAAUUGGAGCAGAUGGUUGUCCGAUCAGCAGGAUCAAUUCCAGUUGCACUUUUGCGUAAAGGAUUCGCCGACUGUCCAAUGACCAUAAGUGCUCAAGUCGUCUUAGAGAAUCAAGAAAUCCUCACAACUCAAGUGUCAUUUGCUCCGGGACAAGUUGAAGCCAGCUUUUCAAUUCCGGUUGAAACCAUUCCUCGAUACACCGAUGUUGACAACUACAAAGUCAUCAUCACUGAUAUCAUAAGCGAUCAUUCAUUUGACUUGCCGAAGAAAGAAGCUGUUUUCCAAGUGCACAAUGAUUUGCCACGAAGUCACGUGGAGGUCAAAUCAAAGCAAGCAGAGGCACUGCAAUCUUCUGGACAUGCUGAUUUUACUAUGAAACGAUUCGGUAAUCUCGAAGGCGAGCUCAAAGCAAACUAUUCAAUUUUCGGCGGUGAUCUUGACGGACACACAGGAUCAAUAAUCAUGAAAGAUGGCGAAGAAGAAAUGGACUUUAAGGUCCCUCUUCCUGAUGUUCCACUUUCUGGUGAUAUGGGGAAGAUUGUUAUCUCGAUGGACAAUGUUGAAGGUUUCAGCUGUCCGACACUAGAAUGUAAAAAUGUUGAGAUCGACAUUAUUCACGAUGUCAAGCCCACCAAAAUCGCCGUGAUCAAGCCUGAAACUGCCAAACAAUCUGAUGGUCCCAUCAAAAUGAAGAUUGUUCGAUCAGGAAAUUCUGCAGAUUGUGUGACUAUUCCCUACAAAAUCUCAGCUGAUCUUCCCGGAUUCCGACCAAUCGAAGGGGUCGUCUUCUUUGACGCAGAUGAUGCUGAUGAAAAAGAAGUCGAAAUCGCAAUCGAUAUGACACCAUCGGAAGUUCUCGAAGCUACUUACAUCAUUGAAAUUGAAAAGGCUCGAGGUGGAUUGAUGACGGAAAUUGAAGAGCCUAACUUCAAAAUCGUUGUCUCCCAGGAUGUCAAAAUCCCAGUUAUUUCUUUCGACAAAAUCGACUUUACGUGCCGACAAUCAGAUGAUCAUCUCAUGGUUCCCAUCAAGCGAGAUUUUAGCCAACAUGGCCCUGUUAUGGUAAAGUGCCAGAUUUGUUCGACAAGUGGAAUCAAUGAAGAAAAGUGGGAACGUUUUGAUGAUGGAGAAGACUUGAAAUUUAUCAAAGUCGACUUCUCGAAGACCCCUCUUAAUAUUGAUCUCGAUGAGUACACCCUUACUCUGGUUGCUGUUGAAGGCGCAUGUUUGCCAAAACUCGGUGAUGAUAUUCUUGCUAAAGUCAGCGUUGAGAGCGAUCUAAAAGCAACAAUCAUUUCUUUGCCAAAGACAAGCUUCUCUUGUAAGCAGAGCGAAGAAGUUUUGGAUGUCAAAGUUGUGAGAUCCCCGCCAAAUCUCACUGGUGAUGUGACAAUUGGAUGGCAUGUUGUGGACGCCGAUCAUGAAAACCCAUUAGAUCCCUUCUAUGAACGACAACGCGGCGUGGUAAAGCUGAAGGAUGGAUCUGAGGAAGCCACAAUCCAAUUCAAGCUGGUGCAAGUUCCGCAAAAAUUCUCCGCAAACAUCGCUAAGAUUGUUAUGGAACCCCCUGUUGGUGGUCGAUGCACUGAAAUGACACAAACUGAGGCUCUAGUAGCUAUUGAAAAUGAUAUUCCAAGGCCUUUAAUUUCCCUUGAUCUAACUGAAACAAAAGUUAGACAGACAAAUGGAGAUGUCUCAUUGCCAGUUACUAGAAGUAGAUUUAUGGGAGGUAGAAUUCUUAUUCCGUGGUAUUUGGACGUGACGAAUGAGCACUCUCCUUACUAUGGCGUCGGCGGACGAGAAAUGAUUGACGACGGUGAAAGCACAACGGAGAUUAAAUUCAAGCUUCCAAAUUUUCCGAUUUGGGCGGAAAGCAACAAACUCAUGCUACGUCUUGGCGGAAUUGGCGGCGAUCAUCAUCCAGAAGGUCACAAAACAAAGAAUGCAGCCAAAGUUUUCGUCAACAACGAUAUCCAAGCUGAGAUGUUGAGCUUUUUGGUGAAUGAAAUAAUGGCAAAGCAGUCUGACGGCGAUAUCACACUUCAUAUAAACCGAUCUGGCUUUUUGAAUACCCCUGUCAGCUCAAAGUACCACGUCAAAUCACUUGAUCCAAAAUUUGCCGCUAUCAAAGGAGAAGUUGCUUUCCGAGCUGGUGAUGUUGACAGAACAAUUGUUAUUCCUGUCUCUCGUGAUCCAAGUCCGGAUGAACACGUCAUCUUCACUGUUGUUCUUUCUGUACCAGUUCUUGAUGACCAAGAGGAGCAGAACUCACCAGCACGCCGAAAACCUAAGUUAGGAAAGCAUCCAGUUAUGGCCGUCACUCUUCUCAACGACAUAUCGAGACCGACGACAUCACUGCCAGUCGAGAAAAUUACCGUCCGUCAAUCAGAAAAAGUCUUUUCCGUUGCCGUUGUCCGAGGUGGCGAAGGAGAAUGUGUUGUCGCAUGGAAAGUUGCAAACGCGCGAGCCAAAUCUUUCUACGAAAAUCUCACCGGAAAUGCCAAGUUCACAGGAGAUAGUCGUCUCUUCAAGGUCGAGUUCGACCUCCCACAAGCUCCACAAGAUGUGGAUGAAGACACGUUUUGCGUGGAGCUUUACGACCCUCGAGGUGAAAACAACCCGAUGUUGGGGGCUAUACACGCAGCUGAAGUUACUGUUAUCAACGACAUCAAACGUCCUACUGUAUCCUUUACCACGGAAAAAGCAAGUGUUGUGCAAUCGGACAAGAAACUUGUUUUGCCCGUCUGCCGAAUGUACGCUAAAACUGACGCCAUUAAUGUCAAUUGGAAAAUCUCCUCGAAAUUUGGUGCAAAAUCACCUUAUAACAACCUAACUGGAUCAUUUUCAUUCCAACCAAAUGAAGAGCUCCAAACACUAGAAAUUAAUAUAAGUCAAUCACCGGUGCCUGACCUCUCUGACGAUGAGCUCACAGUAACACUUAUUCCUGAUGCUCCAGUUCAACUUGGAGAAAAGAAGCAAUGUACAGUUCAGCUUGUGUACGAUAUCAAACCUGCCAAUUUUCAAUUCGAAGCUGGCGUUACAUCACCUCUAUUUUUCACUCAAUCUGACAGUUCUGGAAAGCUUACAAUUACUCGAAGCGGGAACGCGUCUGGAAGUGCUACUCUCAAGCUUUCUCAAAAAUGCAGUUCGAAUCCCUUCUACAACAAAAUUUACGAAAUCAAAUUUCUCAAUGGAGAGCUCAAGAAGAAAAUUGACGUCGAACUCGAUCAAACCCCUGGUCAUCACAAAAAAGAUGAAGUCACUGUUGAGCUCGAAGCUAUCAAUGAUGAAGAAGUCGUCAUACCAAUGACCUGUUCAUUCGUCGUCGAUAACGAUCUCAAAGCAGCAAGAUUUGACUUCGAUCAGGCUGAAUUCUCGGUUCUUCAGUCUGAAAAUCAUGUCAGCAUUCCAGUCAAGCGAUCUGCUUCUGCUGGAUUGGCAUCAGUUCGUUGGAGACUGACAACAGAUACUCAUCCCUUCGAGAUGUCUGAAGGAAGACUCGCAUUUGAUGAGACGCAAGAAUUUUAUAUUCUCGAUCUUCCGAUUGCUCAAACAAUGUUUGAAAAAGAGAAGUUUCAUGCUGAAAUCGAACUUUACGAGCCGAAAGGAACUUAUGCCUGCCUUGGCGAUAAUUCGACCGCGACGAUUGAUGUCAAGAUGAAUUUGACGUUCUUUGAAUUCUCGUCAGAUGAUUUCAGUUUCAAACAGUCAGAUUCUGUUGGCAAUGUUGCUGUCAGACGACUUAACAACUUGACCAAGCCUUGCAAAUUGGAAUACAAGACGAGCUCUCCGCUUAAAAUUUCCGAAUGGAAUACGGGAAAGCCUGAAUUUAUCACUUUCGAUGCCCACAGCUCCAAGGCCAACAUCGAGAUGGAAUUCGAUCCUACUCCGAUUUCCGUGACAACCGAAAAAGUAACGGUCAAACUUCUUCCAUCGACAGAGGAGCAUCAAAUGGUUUCUGCUCAAGCUGCGGCCACUGUAAACAUCGAGUACGAUAUCGAACCGACAAAGAUAAAUUUCUCUGAUCCAAUCUGCGUUGCAUCGAAACGCCUUGGCAAAGUGGAGCUUCCCGUCACAUGCGUCGCGAACAAUAGAACGCCAAAAUUGAAAAUAACUGUUUCAUGGCAUUCCGAAGGACUCAAAAAUGAACAGAAAGGACAAAUUAUCUUCUCUGGAGAUCAGAGCCAAGCUGUUAUCUCAAUGGAUAUUGACAUGGUCAAAGUUAAGGAAUACGAAGUCUUCAUUCGUGAGGUUACCGGUGCGCCAUUUGUCUCCAUCAACAAUCCCAAAUGCAAAGUCAAAGUUGUUGACGACUGUCCGGCCUACAAAUUCACAAGUCCAAACAUACAGUUCAACCAGUCUGAUGGCGAUAUCAAGCUAAAAUUGACCUCACCCAUAUCUGCUGCUGGUCGCGAAAUCGCCUGGAAAGCAAAGAAGCCUGUUCCUGGAUACAAACUCAGUGGAAAGGCGAAAAUCAAUGCAGAUGGAACAUGUGAAAUCAUCAUAAAUGUUCCCAAAGAUGUCCAAAAGAUAGAGAGCAUAGACUUUGAUAUAAUCAUCGAUAUUCCCGAAAAUAAGGGUCUGAUUUCUCAAACUGUUGAUGACCUUUCUUGUCACGUUACCGUCGCUCAUGAUGUCGCAAAAGCAAAGGUUGACUUCGUCCUCCCGAAACAAACAGUGAGUCGCCAGUCAACCCCCGUUGUCGAAAUUCCUGUAAAAAGAUCAAAAAAUCUUUCUGGGGAUAUGAAAAUUGCAUAUUCUGUUGAUCAAAAAGAACCAAAGACGAUGAUCAUUCCCGAUGGAGUUUCUGAAGGACUGAUUGAAAUUCACCUUGAUCAGUUAUCCUUCGAUGAGCCAGUCACAAAGAUUAAAGUUGCACUCAUUGGAGUCGAAGGCGUCAGUGAACUUGGCGACGAAGUUAUUCACGAAAUCUCUGUGAUGAAUGAUGUUCCCUUACCAGUCUUCGAAUUCAAAUCGAAGUCAUUCGAAGCUAAGCAAUCCUCCGGAAAGAUAGCCAUUCCCAUCAUCAGAAGCAAUAAUAUUCAGGCGGAAGGUCUCGUUGGCUGGAAAGUAACAUCUCCUAAUACGAAGAGCCCAUUAUUCAAUCUACGAGGCUUGUUGCAAUUUGGUCAGACAGAUUUGAUGAAAGACAUUGAAAUCGAGCUUCCUCAAUUCCCGUCGAUCGUAAAGGAAGAAGUCAUCGAAAUUGCCAUCGAAGCCGUUCGAGGCUCCAAUAUUGGCGACAAAAGUGUUCUUCCGCUAAAAGUAACCUACGAUUUGGCUUUGCCGAAGAUAGAUGUUUCCGUUUCGAAAGCGCUCGUUCAAGCGCGUCAAACCUCCGGAAGUGCAUCAAUUCUAGUUACGCGAUCAGAGAGCCCGAUUCCGACUGCAAUCGAAGUUGCAUGGAUCGCGAAACCAGAUACACCAGACUUUCCUAUUCAAACAGGAAUCAUUGAGCUCAAAGAUGCAGAGCCUUCGAAAGCCAUUAAUCUGGCCCUUCCAUCUAGUCCGAGCUCGUUGGAUGCGAUCGGAAUCGACUUCGAACUCGUCAAAGCAGAUAUCCACACUGCUGAUUCCCGCCAAGCUUGUGCGAUUGGAAACUCCAAGGCACUUAUUCAAGUUGACAUGGAUGUCAAAGGAGUCGAGAUGAAGCCAUCACAGCCAGCUGUUGUCGUCAAGCAGUCUGAGAAAAAAGCGGUCAUCACAUACACUCGAUCCGCUCCAGGUGGCGCCUGCCAACUUCCCUGGAAGACAGUAUCGGAAAGCAAAAAAUAUGACAAGCUCUCUGGAAUUAUAGAGUUCGCUGAUGGAUCCUUGACUGCAUCUGUUUCGAUUCCAUUGUCACUCGAUGAGACUUCUGAUGAAGAAGAAUGUUUUGAUUUCGUUCCCUUUGCACCAAUCGGCGCUGGAAUUUCUACAAUUGACGUGCCACAGCCAACAAGUGUGAAGAUAAAGAAUGAUCUGACGUCUAACCAAGUCGGCUUCAAAGUAUCAACAGGAAAAAUUAAGGCGAAGCAAUCGCAAGGCUCUAUUUCAUUGCCACUGGAAAGAACUGGCCGAGUCGACACUGUCUCUUGGGUUAAAUGGAAGAUCGAUGGUCCACCUCAAAUGGCAGGACUCAAUUCGGACGGUAUCGCUACCUUCCAGUCUGACCAAGUCGAUGGUGUCGUGUUACUAAAACUGCCACAAAAGCCACUCGCUGAACCUUAUUCGAUCGUCACUGUUUCACUUUGCGACCCUGGCGCAGCCAAAUCCGAAUGCAUGCCCUGCAUCUCUGGUACCAGCAACACUGUCAUUUUGCAAAUUGAGAAUGACUUGGAGCCACCAAAGAUUGAAUUCCCAACUUCAAAAGCGGAAUGCAAGCAGUCUGACAAAACUGUGGAAGUGAUGGUUCGUCGCUCUGGAUAUGAAUUCUGCAAGGUGCAGUGCGACUGGUCGACGGACAAGGGCGACUUUGGCACAGUCGAAAUUCCAGAGCAGAUGGAUCAUGUCAAAAUCCCUAUUCCACUUAGCCAAGAGCCGAAAAUUGAUGAGCCCGUUGAAAUGCUUGAAGUUACUUUGGCGAAUCCAAAAUCUUCAGAAGUCACACCAAAAUUGGGAAAUAACAAAUGCUUUGUGAAAAUCUUGAAUGAUGUUUCUCCAAUUACGGUAGAACUUGGAGAAAGCGAGUUUUUCUUCAAACAAUCUGCUGGUGUUAUUGAAAUUCCUGUCCGAAGAUCAAUCCAGACUUCUGCCCUCAUGUCGGUUGCCUGGAAAACAAGCAGUAGUAGCAGAGCUUAUGAUAGUCUCUCUGGUUUCGUCGAGUUUUCCGACUCCUCAGGGGUUGCAUUAAUCAAGAUCUUCUUGGAAAAAGACCCGGUUAUGUCUGAGCAAAGCUCCUUCGAUAUUCAAAUUUCACUUGAUGACAAAAAGAUUGCACUUGGACGACGCCAAGCUAGAAUUAACAUUGCCAAUGAUGUAAAACGAAGCAUCGUUUCCAUGAAACCAACGACACAGGGCCAGUUAGAAUUCAAACAGAGCAACAAACGUUGCUUCCUACACGUCGCUCGACGAGAAACAGCUCAAGAACGCAUCGAAGUUCCCUGGCAUGUUAGCUCUUCUGAUCACAAUUCGCCGUGGAAUACUGUCAAGGGAAAAGUUAUCUUCGAAAAAGGACAGUACGAAUCUGUCAUUGAAAUGCCAAUGCCUUCGGAGCCGAAUCCAAACACUCCUGUCGAAGAAAUCGACCUUGUUCUUGAAGACCCGACCGGACAAGCUAUUAUUGACAACAAACUAAGAGGUUGCCAUUUCAAGGUUCUCAACGACAUUGGAAUGGGUCUGAUUGAAUUCAAACGACAGUCCUACCAAGUUGACUUGAGCAAGGAUCUCGUCGAAAUCGCACUGAUUAGAUCGAAAGGAGCUGCGUUCGGAACUGUUGUUGAAUGGUUUGGAACGCCAGUGAAUCCAUCUGAUGCUCUCUACCGUCCUCAAGGCGGCAAAGCCUUCUUCCGCCCUGGUGAUAAGGAAACAAACAUCCAGUUGGCAGUAGAAAACGAUCCUUCUGGAAAACCAAUUGUCUUCAAUUUGACUCUAUCCGGCGUUACUGGACGAGAUACUCUUGGUCCAUGCGUUGUUACUGAAGUUCACGUGGGCUCUCAUCUUGAAUCGCCUGGCCAGGUGCUUCAUCAAUCUGCCAACCUUGUUGCCGACCAGCAAGCAGAAGUGAAAUGGCAGAGGCCUGAAACUGGUGGACCUCCAAGUGAGUACGUCGUGCUCUACUGGGAAGAAGGCAAAGAAAAUCAGCGAAAUGAGCACGUUUUACCAUCAACAGUGACUUCGUGCUGUCUCGAAUUAGAGCCGGACAAGAAGUAUAACAUCACUGUUAUCGCGCGUAAUUCUGCGGGAAACAAAGCACCACCACUUCCAGUGAGAAUCAAAACUUUGCCAGCAAUAACCUUGACAUACAAAUCUGACUACGAAUUUAACUCGUCUGAUGGACGCGCUGAAAUCACAGUAACUCGAAAUACAACUGAGUUCCAGACGACUCUUUCGUGGCGCAUGAUGAGGAAAGUCAUCCAUAUGCCGAAGAAUGAGUCUUCUGAUUUGUCAAACUCUGACGAGCCUGAACCUCUUUCUUCUGGUGUCAUCAAUUUCGACAAGGGAGUCAAAAGCAUGUCGUUGCCGAUCAAGCUUAACGCUGACAUGAUCACAAUGAAGGAGAAGAAUGCGCUGUAUAUCGGCGAACCUGGAGGAGAGAUUCUUGCAGAAAUAUCGAUAACCAUCGUGAACGAUACAGGCAUCCCUGGCCGAGUAAGCAAAAUCUCCGUCAGCGAUAUCACAAGCAGAGAAGUCAGAAUCAAUUGGAGCAAGCCAAGACUUGGUGGUCCCGUGGGAGAGUACAAAGUGGCUGUUCGAGACUUCCGUACUGGUCGAGAAAAGUCCAAGAUCGUUUCAAACGAUGAAUUUACAGCAGUUAUCGGUGGCUUGUCUCCUGAUUCGAUGUACAAAGCUCGAGUUAUUGCCAUCAACAGGCGUGGAAAGAGUAGAUACUCCAAAUUCGUCGAGUUCAACACUCUCAAUGAUAUUGAAAUUCUCGAUGCCCGAGAUUACAAGAUGUCGGAAAGAGUCGCUACAAUUAAAAUUCAACGACGAUCAACGCAGGAUGGUCUUCGACUGAAAUGGCAAGCAAUUGCUAUGGCUGAGCCGCCUCAGAAUUGGGGAACUGGCGAGCUGCAGUUUGCGCCUGGUCAGGAUACGGCGCUUGUCCAAAUCACGCUCUUUGAUAGAUCUAUCAAGUCAAAGUCUGUUCCAGUCAAACUCCAAAUUGUUGAUAAAAACUCUUUGAUUUCUGAAGUCGAUUUCAAAGUGCUCGACGACAUCUAUCCGGGAUGCUUGACAUUCUCUGAAGGCAGAAUCGAAGUAAAUCUUGACAAGAAGAUCGCGAAGAUUGAUGUCAAGCGACUGAAUGGACGCGAUGGCAAAGUCGGUUGUUUCUGGAACACGAUGGAGAUCACGGCCAAGGCUGGUGUCCAUUAUGUUGACACAAAGGGCAUCGUUCUCUUCGACGAUGGCGAAGAAGAAAAGACGAUAGAAGUCCCACUUUGUGCAAAUACCAAACUUGACGCCAACGAUUUCCUCGAGUUCAAGGUUGUCCUCAUCGAGCCGCAAGGAAAGUGUUCGCUUGGAACUAAUCAAAAAUGCUACGUCAAACUCCUCCCUGCCGAAGAAAAAUUCGUGUUUUCUGAAAAAUACCUGACCUACCGAUUAUCCGAGAAGAUGGCGAUCAUUCCAGUUGAAAGAAGAUUUACCUCUGGUGUAUCGACACUCAAAUGGCACACGCGAUGGUCGAGAAAGAUUCACGAAGAGGAUUCUGAUGAUCAAGUUUCAGAGAAUGAAGGAGAGGAGCCACCAAACUGGGCGUCUGGAUUCAUUGUUUUCAAGGAUGGCCAACAAAAAGCUCAUAUCGAGGUUCCACUCAUCGACAAGAUUCCAAAGAAACGAUCUCUUUGCUGGGUUUAUAUUUCCGACGCUAAGACAUCGGAGAGCAUCGCUAGAACUCAGAUGCAACUCAUUGAAGAUCGCUUGGAUGCCCCGACGAACAUUCAAACCGAAGUCCACGCAACGCAAUGCGUUGUCAUGUGGGAUUUCCAGCGCUAUGUCCGCGAGUAUCAAAUUACUUACUCAAAGACAUCUCGGCAGUCGGUGAAGCUGAUGAAAGUUUCUGGCGAUGAAGAAAAUGUCGUCUUGCUUGAUUUGGAUCCUUGCUCUGAGUACGAGAUCAUGAUCGCUGCGAUCAACCAGUUUGGUAACAGCGCCACUUCGGAAACAAUCACGAUCAUGACUCCGGGAUUACCGCCAUCAAAACCAUCGAGAUUGGCGUUCCAGCUCCUCUCUCCCACUUCUCUGCAGGUCAACUGGGGUGAGCCAACCCAUUGCCACGGCGAAAUUACAUCCUACGUCGUUGAAUACCAUACAAUCGAUGAGCAUUCUGGAAUUCCACCGAUGAUCGUUCCACUUCCGGGACCAGAUCACAGAUCCCUCUUCGUCGAAAAUCUCGUUGAGAACACGGAAUAUCGAUACACGGUUCGAGCAGAAAACCUAUGGGGUCUUGGUGAGAUGAGAACAGCAAGAAUGUGGAUCAAACCAAUGGCUGGUAGAGGCUCCAGACCUCCAUCAACUGUUGUCAUGGGCUCUGAGAGCUCCCUAGCUUCCCACUCGACUUGGCAAGGCGAACAAGGACAGUACAAUAUCGAGGUUGAGGAAACUGACAACACCACCGACGCCGGCUACAGAUCCGAAAAGCACAAGACGUGGACAACUCACUCUAAGGGUGGAUUCACCACGGAUACUGGCAACUCGGAUAUCGAUCUUCCGUCUGAUCUUGGUUCGCCGAUCGGCACUUUUUCGCCUGAUAUUAUGCAGCAGCAUUCUUCAAACCAAGUGACGAUCAGUGGUCGACCUCAGCAAGCUACCAUUCUCUCCGAAGACCUGAAAAUGUCCGGCAACAAGGUUCUCAGAACAGUCGUCGACGUGAACGUCAAUCCCGAAGUCAAAAAGAUCACAACCAAGAAAGUCACGAAGCAGUUCAGAAGCGACGAAGGCGUUCUCUCAGAAGUUGAAGAGCAUUACAGAGGACAGGAAGAAUACAUGUCACAUGACGUCCAGUCGAAUAUUCAUAAAGAUGAACAUGUUGACACUGAUGUCAAAACCAGACAAGAUGGCGAUACAGAGAUCACAACAAUCACCAAAACAGUAACUCACAGGACAGUCGAAGAAACCCGCGAAACGCUUACCGGAGGUGUUCGAAAUUUACAUCACGAACGAAGCCCUUAUCGAGUGCGCCGCGAAAAACAGCAACCGAUGGAAUCAUCUGACAGCGAAUAA
This is a messenger RNA of Oikopleura dioica, 19764 nucleotides long. NCBI's taxonomy places the organism in Eukaryota, Metazoa, Chordata, Appendicularia, Copelata, Oikopleuridae. The record is from the annotation of a GenBank genome assembly.